Ornithodoros turicata is the source of this 708-nucleotide messenger RNA. Its product is annotated as acylphosphatase-1-like. The transcript has 4 exons. The coding region runs from base 395 to 703 and encodes 102 amino acids. NCBI's taxonomy places the organism in Eukaryota, Metazoa, Arthropoda, Arachnida, Ixodida, Argasidae. The record is from RefSeq and is a predicted model, not a curated record. Gene Ontology annotation, molecular function: acylphosphatase activity.
ACACGAGAUGGCGCGUGCAUCGGGCAAAAAUGGCGUCGCGCAUUUUGUCACGAUUUUAUUGAACACAUUAUAUACACAUUGGGCAUUGAAUCGAUGGAAGCCUAGACAAAAGACUGUUUCGUACGUGGUGCGCAUAAGGAUAGCACCUGAGACCUUGUUGAAAUUCCUGGGUCAUCAUUCAUCGUGUCGAGUAUUAUCUUGCUAACUUCGUUCGCUUUUUGCUGGUUGCUGUUUCCAGGGGAACCAGCUAAAUAUACCGGCACCGCAGCUCACUGGGCGACUACGGCAUUGCAAGGUCAAUGUGAGCUUGGUACGGUGAUGCUCAAGGCUUGCGAUGUAGACGAAAGCCUAUUAGUUAUACUAUUUCGAACCAAAUCUUGCAGAAGACUGCUCCAUGCGAGUAACGCAUGCAUUGAGGAUGUUGAUGUCGGCGAAGUUCGAAGUCUAUGGUAGAGUGCAAGGCGUUUUCUUCCGUAAGUAUACAAAUGACAAAGCCAAGGAACUGGGCUUGAAAGGAUGGUGUCGUAACACAAGGCAGGGUACGGUGGAAGGCGUUAUUCAAGGGCCUAUGGACAAGAUGGAAAUCAUGAAGCGCUGGCUGCAGUACGAAGGAAGCCCCGAAUCCUACAUCAAAGAAUGCAAGUUUCAAGAUGAACAAGAAAUUUCUGCUCCAGAAUUCAAGGAUUUUAAAAUUAAACAUUAGCGUUA